Hippoglossus stenolepis (Pacific halibut) is the source of this 2810-nucleotide messenger RNA. RefSeq names its product solute carrier family 22 member 6-B. Gene Ontology annotation, molecular function: transmembrane transporter activity. The transcript is spliced from 10 exons. Lineage: Eukaryota; Metazoa; Chordata; Actinopteri; Pleuronectiformes; Pleuronectidae. The record is from RefSeq and is a predicted model, not a curated record. Bases 241 to 1866 code for a protein of 541 amino acids. Gene Ontology annotation, biological process: transmembrane transport. Gene Ontology annotation, cellular component: membrane.
AGAAGCUGCAGCUGAAAAUGUUGUUGAUGCUGUCGGGUCAUGUCAGGACUGUUGAUGGUGGCACCCUGCAGAUGGACUGACCACAGCACCACAUGGGACGUGAUUUACCUUGUUUACCUCCUGAGCAACCAACCACACUCUGUGAUUUAUUGUGUUCGGGGUCUUUACGCGCAGCCAACGCCUCCUUCCACACACUAGUAGUCCCGCUCUCCAUGUUGGCCCACAUUCUCCUCUUUUGCGAUGAAUUUCGACCAGAUCCUCUCUGCCAUCGGAGGCUUUGGCAGAUAUCAGAAGAUUCUGUACGUAUGGAUUUGUUUACCCCAGGUCUUCCUCGCCUUCCACAUGAUGGUGAGCAUCUUCACCGGAGCCACGCCGCCGCACCGCUGCCGAGGCUCCAACUCGAGCUCAGUGGCCGGAGUUCGGUCCUCGGUCCCGGGGAGCCUGAACUUCAGCCUCCUGUACUCUCCAUGCUCCUCCACUGGCGUCCCGCUGCAGGACAACCGGACCGAGGGCGUUCCGUGUGGCCGAGGAUGGGUGUACAGCCAGGAGACUUUCCUGAGCACCACGGUCACCGAGUGGGACCUGGUGUGCGACAAAGCUGGACAUAACAGCCUGGGUUCGUCCAUCUACAUGUUUGGCCUGUUGGUGGGAUCUGUGUUUUUUGGAGCCAUGGCUGACAGAUACGGCCGACGUUUCGUCCUGCUGCUGUCCAUCGCUCUUCAGACUGUGUUUGGAGUCGCUGUUGCCUUCGCACCCAAUUUCCUCGUCUAUGUGAUUCUUCGCUUCUUGGUUGGCACCACGAUAUCUGGAGUCAUCAUCAAUGCUUUUGUACUUGGCACUGAGUGGACUUGCACUAAGAGACGCAUGCUGGCCGGCAUCAUCACGGAUUAUGCUUUUGGCCUGGGCUACAUGCUGCUAGCAGGCUUGGCAUAUCUCAUACGAGACUGGAGAAAGCUGCAGCUGGCUAUAUCAGCCCCAGGCUUCCUCCUCAUCUUCUACAUAUGGGUGGUCCCUCACUCUGCCAGAUGGUUGUUGGCCAACGACAGGAGAGAGGAAGCCAUCGCACUCCUCCGCAAGGCAGCGCUUGUAAAUGGUCGAGUUUUACCCCCAGCCGCAGAGGUUGAAAAGUGUGAGCUCAUAGGUGGAGGGAAGCGAAGUUACUCAGCGGUCGAUCUCGUUCGAACCCCUCAGAUGAGAAAGAGAGCUCUCAUCUUGUUCUACAUCUGGUUUGUGAACGUGCUGGUGUACUAUGGCCUUUCACUGGGCGUGUCCAGGUUAGGGACUGACCUCUAUCUGAACCAGUUUAUGUUCGGCUUGAUUGAGAUACCGGCUCGUACUCUGGUCCUGCUCGUCCUUCCCUACAGCCGCCGAAUCUCCCAAAGCUGCUUUCUGGCUAUUGGAGGCCUCGCCUGUCUGCUAAUGCUUGCUGUCCCUGCAGAUCAGCCCUAUGUCCUGAAAGGUCUCGCCAUGCUGGGAAAGUUUGGUAUAACUGCUUCCUUUGCUGUCAUUUACGUGUACACUGCUGAGAUAUUCCCCACUGUGAUACGGCAAACAGGAAUAGGUGUCUCCUGCAUGUUUGCCAGGAUAGGUGGUGUGUUAGCACCCAUCAUCAACAUGCUUCAUAGCCACAACUCCACAUUGCCUCUGGUUAUCUUCGGUACCUGUCCGCUGCUGGGCGCCAUCCUGGCCCUGGCGCUGCCGGAGACUGCCGACAGACCUCUUCCUGACACGGUGGCGGACACAGAGAACUGGGACAUGAUGAGGUCGCAUCCCGCCAAGGACAACCCUGAGAAGUGUGAGUCUGUCAGGCAGUUAGCCAGCAGCACAGAGGAGCAGGAGCUGCAGCAUUUAGCGAGGCAGGCCUGACCUGUCUGUUCACAAAUUAAUACAGCCUUUGACACCAGAUGCAUGUCUUCAAACAUCCUCUUUGCAGUAACACGUCGGGUACAGAUUAAGAGCUCUAUGCAAGAAAGCCAAUCAGGUUUCAUUCACCAAACUAGCAUGCACAUGCAUGUGCAGUUGCAGGCAUAGGCACACAAAGCAGGCAUUCAUCUGUGCUGCCGAGGCAAAUCAACACCCGACUGUUACCUAACCUUAGUCAGGAGUAGAUCUGUUUCAGUCAGGUUUAUUCCUCAGAAGUCAACACUUUAAAUAUAUUCUUGAGAAUUAUUUUGAUGUCAAUUGUCAGUUAUGGGAGGAAACAGAAUAAAUUGUUGCUGUGUGUAUAUAAACUUGUAUUUGUACAUUAACAUGAUUUAGCUCAAACUUGUAAUCCUGUGUGAUGAAAAAAAUUACAUGGACACGAAACCCUGUUUUUCAGGACUGGUGCUUUUAUUACUCUGUGCGUUUCUUGAAAGCACUUUUAUAUUUUUGUACAGAAGUGUAUGUGGACUGUUUGUGGUACCUUUAUACUCGAACAAGCAAACUGCCUCGUUUUCCACUUAAUGAUCUCAAGCCAAGUGGAAUACAACUGGUCACGUCCCACUGCAUGCAGUAGUCACCUUCAUUAUGCCUAAUUUAGCCUUUUGUUACAGUAGCGGAUGUGACCAGUAGGUGAAGGGAUAUUUGUAUCAUUUUGUGGAGGUUUCUUCUUCUUCUUCUUCUCCUCAUGUAAAAUUACUUGCCAUGAUGACUUGGAUCUGUGGAGUAUCUCGUGUAUUUUAAAAAUGUUUAAGGGCUGUUUUUGUGAAUAUUUAUUAGUGAUACAUGAAGAAAAAACACCAGCAUGGGUCAGAAGGACAGGUCAUGUAGUAUCUAAUGUUUCUCAGGGAAGGGAAUUUGUAUUUCUAAAACUAUUAAUACCUAAAGAA